Molecule: messenger RNA, 1890 nt
Organism: Gregarina niphandrodes
Lineage: Eukaryota; Apicomplexa; Conoidasida; Eugregarinorida; Gregarinidae
Product: anaerobic C4-dicarboxylate transporter
Exons: 2
Coding region: 1-1890 (629 amino acids)
Biological process (GO): C4-dicarboxylate transport
Cellular component (GO): membrane
Molecular function (GO): C4-dicarboxylate transmembrane transporter activity
Source: RefSeq, a predicted model, not a curated record
AUGGAUGACGACGGAGCCAUGUAUACAGACCUGACCCGUACUGACUGGUCGGAAGCCAAGAAGCUGGGGUUUACCGUCACGGAGUUUCUAUUGAUUUUAUGUGCAGUACUAUUGGGUCAGUACAUGAGAGGAAUAGGUCAUACAUUCGUUUACAUGUUUGCAAUUCUUUUCUUCGCCUUGGCAUUCCAGAUGAGGUUCUACGCUUUCGGUACUUACAUAAAUGGGUAUACGGUUAGUUUGAGUGAUUUGAGUGUGUAUGACAUUCGAGGUUUGGAUUACUUUUCCGUUUAUAUCUUUAAUUGGGUAGCGACCCUGUCGGCUGGUGCAGUGGUACAAGCGAGUGGUGGAUUCCUGGUGUUUGAGAAGUUAUUGGUCUCUAUUUUCCGUAAUAAGGCUCGUCUGUUAAUGCCGUUAGGAGCGUCAUUGAUCGGUGUAUUUUGCGCGGGUGUGUGCGGUACGGAUGCUGUUAUUGUUUUGUUCAUUGCCCCGUUUGUAAACGCAGCUAAGAUCCUUGGUCAGCGUCCAUCGAAGGCGCUUUCGGGGUUGAUUGUAUCUGGUAUUAUUGGCGCUGCCUGUUCACCUUUGAAUGCUGCGGUACAUUCCCUUUGGAUACGGUCGUUCUUAAUGAAUGAAGAGAUGGUUAGUUUUGCCACUGGCUGUUGGGUGAAUAUUCCAGCGGCCAUUGUGGGCGCUAUUGUGGCCGGCGGUGUUGCGACCUUUAUGGGCCGCGACCUAAAAAGUUCCAAGACCUUCCAUCGACGUCUGGAGGAGGGGCUAGUAUGCAGACCCGGGUCACAACAGAGCAUGUACUUCCCCGUAGGUAGCGUACUAAGAAAUAGCAGAGGAGAACUCGAAAGCAGUGGAGGACAGAUGUCGCAUCGCAGCAACGCUUCUCAGCACCGCAAGACGAAACUUCAGACCGCCUUCAGUUUGGAGUCAAGACUCUCCGCAGGCGAUUUUGUCUUUACCGAAGUCGCACCCAAAGAAGGUAGCUUCGUAGACAUCAACGAUCGUAUCGCCCGCAGAGGAGAACCUAGUUCCGCCGGACCUGUAUCCGCCGCGCCUACCUCCGGUGCAGAAACAGUGGGUCCAAGAAGCUAUCUGCUCGAAGGAUCCAUGAUGGUUAGCUACUCGUGCGCAUAUCGGACUCACGAACAAUACAGACCUGUCAAAUACACCAAAAUCACCGCCUGGGUGAGUGUCGGACUCUACAUCACCGCCUGCGUGUUCGCCUUUAUCUGGGCCGUACUCAGGAGCACACCUCAACGCUACUCCACCAACGAGUCCUCCCAAGCCGGUUUCUACCCUGACAACAUUGUUCACUUAAGCUGGUCACCGCCACAAGUCUUCGUGUAUGCCGUUAGCGUAAUGGCUAUUUCCCUAGUCACCAUGUUAGCCAACCGACUGCCCUCCUGCCAGGUCGAGCGCAGUUCCGUCAUCCGAUUCGGCUUCAUCGGAUUCAUUUCUUCGCUGGCAUUUUACGUGCUCGGCACUUGCUGGCUCGCGGACUGGCCGGAAUUCGUCCAUGACAUCAUCCAACAGGGCGAAGAUCCCACCAAGGAUAACCACCCUUGGACACGCAUUUUCUGGAUCUUCAUCAUGGCAAUAUUCACUGGUGACAGUGCAGUUGCUCAUCGCAUGAUAGCACCGUUAGUCACCUGGAACAAUAGCAAACUUGUCGAAUGGAUAGCCAGCAGUGUAGCCAUGGGCGCCAGCAGCAUAGUCCUACCGACCAACGGAAACAUGAUUGCAGCCUCCGAGAUUGACGACACUGGAUCUACCCGUAUGGGGCUGUUCCUCUUCGACCAUGUGUUCAUCGUCCCGGGCCUCUGCGGUGUGGCUGCAGCAUGGGGCAUAGCCUACGCUCUUGCCCACGCUCUGGUCGGCUAG